UCGAUUAUCAACAACACGUUUCAGAACGAGUCGGACGAGAUGGAAAGCGGAGGAAAACUUUGGGCCGGCCGUUUUGGCAAUCAACGAUCGAUCGAUCCGGUGAUGGAGCGAUUCAACUCUUCCAUCAGUUAUGACAAACGUCUUUGUUACGUGGACAUUCUGGGGAGUAAGGCUUACGCUACAGCUCUAUUCAAGGCCGGUCUUUUAGACCAGGUGGAAUGCGCUGACAUCUGUCACGGUCUAGCCACUAUUGAGGACGAGUGGCGCAGUGAAACAUUCCGGAUUAAUCCAUCCGAUGAAGAUGUUCAUUCAGCCAAUGAACGACGUCUUAAGGAGUUAAUUGGAUCUGCAGGUGGAAAACUGCAUACCGGUAGAAGCCGCAACGACCAGGUGGCCACUGAUCUGAGACUUUGGUUACGCCAAGAAAUUGAUCAAUCGUUGGACGGGUUUCUUGUUCAAAUUAUUCAGGUAUUGAUUGAACGAGCUCAAGAUGAAAUGGAUAUUCUUCUACCUGGUUACACACAUUUGCAGCGGGCACAACCCAUCCGCUGGAGUCAUUAUUUAUGCAGUUACGCCUGGAGUCUAUGGUCGGAUUGGCAACGUUUAAUGCAACUUAGAGAUCGAGUGAAUGUAAUGCCUCUAGGCGGUGGGGCAUUGGCCGGCAAUCCAUUCCCGAUCGAUCGGCAUUAUCUUUCGGAUCUGAUGGGCUUUGAUUCCAUCACCCCCAAUUCGCUGCUGGGUGUCAGCGAUCGAGAUUUCGUCGUUGAAUUUCUGUCAUGGGCAUCAAUUUUAAGCUCUCAUUUGAGCCGACUGGCAGAAGAUCUGAUCAUUUAUUCGACGAAAGAAUUCAACUUUGUGACUAUCGCCGACGCUUAUAGUACAGGAAGCAGUUUAAUGCCACAAAAAAGAAAUCCAGAUGGAUUAGAACUGAUUCGAGCUAAAGCUGGGAGAAUAUUUGGACAGAUGGCAGGUUUCUCUAUGGUCCUAAAAGGAUUACCUUCUGCCUACAACAAGGACUUACAAGAGGAUAAAGAGGCUCUGUUUGAUGUCGUGGACAAUUUAUUCUGUACUCUUCAAGUCGCUGCUGGGAUUCUUUCCACUUUAAAAGUAAAUGCAGAGAAGACUUUAGGUGCGCUCAGUUCCGACAUGCUUGCAACCGAUCUAGCUUACCAUCUGGUGCGAAGAGGCGUGCCUUUUCGCGAUGCUCACGCAACCGUUGGAAAGAUUGUAGCAAAGGCCGAGAACCAGCAUAAAGAUAUCGCAGCAUUAACUCUUGAAGAUUUGCAGUCCAUCAGGUUUUGUAUCAUCAUUUACACGUGGCAACUAAUGUUACAUGCUCUAGUAAUCUUAUUACGCAAUUUCAGCUCAGUAUUUGAUGAUCCAUCCGUUACGAACAUCUGGAAUUACGAGCAUAGCGUAGAGCAGUAUCAAGUCACGGGUGGAACAAGUCGAAGGGCAGUUCAAAAACAGAUAGAUGACCUUAAGGCACUGCUUGAAUUUCGAAAGGGUUCUACUAGUACUGCUUUAUGAAAGGUGAUGAAGCGCAGUAAGUGCUAAAGUAGUUUUGGUUUUCUCAGUGAAAACUUUAAUUUCUCUUACACUGUUUCAAUUAUAAUUUCCUGUACUUGAUUUCACAGUACAAUAACUUCCUGUAAUAUGCAGGAUAUUUCUCGUUAAAGUAGAUUUGCUGGCUGUUAGGUAAAUAUGGGGAAACUAUUCCUUUGUUCUGUUUGAGAAUAAUUAAGGCAAGAUCUUUCUCACUCCAGAGUUUCCACCAUGUCUGUCAAAUGGUUAAGAAAAAAGGGACAGAAAUAGAGCUUAUUGAAAAUUAUAUAUGUAUCAUCAUAUUGCUUACCCUUUUUAAGAAAAUAGAAGCAUACAUGUGA
This is a messenger RNA of Daphnia magna, 1886 nucleotides long. It is a transcript of the gene Argl, whose product is annotated as argininosuccinate lyase. Gene Ontology annotation, cellular component: cytosol. The transcript is spliced from 11 exons. The record is from RefSeq and is a predicted model, not a curated record. Gene Ontology annotation, molecular function: argininosuccinate lyase activity. Bases 40 to 1530 code for a protein of 496 amino acids. NCBI's taxonomy places the organism in Eukaryota, Metazoa, Arthropoda, Branchiopoda, Diplostraca, Daphniidae.